Haemonchus placei is the source of this 951-nucleotide messenger RNA. The record is from the annotation of a GenBank genome assembly. Lineage: Eukaryota; Metazoa; Nematoda; Chromadorea; Rhabditida; Trichostrongylidae.
AUGCCAUUACCGCCACAGCAGAUCUAUUACUGCCGUAUACGUAAUUGCCAACGUACGUGCGGGCUCGUCCACCGGGAUUCUCGAAGUAAACUUCUGUCCAUCAACAGAAUGUCAUCAUCGUUGGAUAAGGUGGAGGGAACAAAGGAUCCUCCCAAAAAGUCAAGCACUGCUCCGACUGCUCCCGAAAAGAAGAAGAGAGUAAAGAGGAAAGGAAGGCAAGAAGGAAUAAACAGUGAUGCCAAAGGCAACAUUCCGCCACGACGGAUGUCAACAUUCGAAGAAGUAAUGGAAAGAGCAAUAAGAAAGGAAGCACUAGUGAUCCCUCCCAACCAGUCCGUCGUUUCCAUCGUUCUCCCUCCUAACUUACGGCUGUUCCAGACAUCGAAAUUGGAUAUCGUAGACACGUCACCAAUUCCUCCAUCAUCACAGAAGUCAGCAAACGAGAAAAGAAAGCUGUUGGCGCCAUCUGUCUCACUUGACACCACAACGAUACACUUCGAUCAGCCAGUCUGGGAUAAUCCAGAGCUACGUGAGCAGCUUCUUGACUCAGAAGAAGAAUUCGAUCUGGACGCUGUUCCUCCAGCGCUGAAAGAGGAUUCACUAAACGUGGACGAGAUAAUCAGUGAAGCCACGCAUGCCAUCGACUACAAUCCGAUCGAUCAUGAUCGACAAGACGAGAUGAUUUCCGGGUGGAGCUCUGAUGAUGGUGAGUUCGGUAUCGCCCUCGCUCAGGUUUCUGUGUUCAAGCUCAAUGGUCGAUUUUGCGCAGCUGUACGCCAGUCUACCCCUUUCACCACGCCUGGCUCGCAGAAAGUGGAUGACUACACUACAGUAGACCUCAGCCAAAUACGGAAAGAAGACGAUCACCACCCGGACGUCGUUCCAGUUCGAAAACACGUAUUUCAAAACGCUCGUUACGAAAUGAGCUUGGAUGUUGCGGAUCAUACUUAA